This is a messenger RNA of Sorex araneus (European shrew), 4250 nucleotides long. RefSeq names its product purinergic receptor P2X 5 (gene P2RX5). Gene Ontology annotation, biological process: response to ATP; monoatomic cation transmembrane transport. Bases 130 to 1503 code for a protein of 457 amino acids. The transcript is spliced from 12 exons. Gene Ontology annotation, molecular function: purinergic nucleotide receptor activity; extracellularly ATP-gated monoatomic cation channel activity. Lineage: Eukaryota; Metazoa; Chordata; Mammalia; Eulipotyphla; Soricidae. Gene Ontology annotation, cellular component: plasma membrane; nuclear inner membrane. The record is from RefSeq and is a predicted model, not a curated record.
GCCGCGCCCCUCAGCGCCCCGCAGGCCCCAGGCCGGAGCGCGGGGGCGGGCGGCGCGGGGCGGAGGCGGCGGGCCGGUGCCCAUGCGGCACCAGCCCGGCUGCGAGCGAGCGCCGGCCAGGGCAGCAGCAUGGGGCAGGGGGUCGCCAAGCAGACGAGGGCUCUGCUGGAUUACACCACGGAGAAGUACGUGGUCACCAGGAACAGGAAGGUGGGCCUGAUCCACCGGCUCCUGCAGCUGGGCAUCCUGCUCUACAUGCUGGUUUGGGUCUUCCUGGUGAAGAAGGGCUACCAGGAAACGGACACCACCCUGCAGAGCAGCGUCAUCACCAAAGUCAAGGGUGUGAUGUUCACCAACACCACAGAGCUUGGGGCGCGGCUCUGGGAUAUUGUGGACUUUGUCAUUCCACCUCAGGGAGAGAACAUGUUCUUCAUCACCACCAACCUCAUCGUGACCCCCAACCAGCGGCAACAAACCUGUGCAGAGAGUUCAAGCAUCGAGGAAGCUAGGUGCCAUGAGGAUAGUGACUGCCCUCCCGGGGAGCCUGUGCUGACUGGUCACGGAGUGAGGACUGGCCGCUGUCUGCCUGCAAAGAACGAGACUGGGGGCACGUGUGAGAUCUUCGGCUGGUGCCCACUGGAGUCGGAGUGUGUGCCAGAGAAGCCACUCCUGAGCAAUGCUGAAAACUUCACUGUUUACAUAAAGAACUACAUUCAUUUCCCCAAAUUCAACUUCUCCAAGAGCAAUGUGUUAAAUACCCAGGACACGCGAUUCCUGAGGACCUGUCGCUUUAAUCCCGAGAACCCCUACUGUCCCAUCUUCCGACUGGGGUCUCUGGUCAGCUGGACGGGGAACGACUUCAAUGAGCUGGCAGUGAAGGGUGGUGUGAUAAGAAUUGAAAUUCAGUGGGACUGUGAUCUUGAUAAAGGGCCGUCUAAAUGCAAACCUCAGUAUUAUUUUAGCCGCCUGGAUAAGGUUACUUCAGAAAACACCAUCUCCAGUGGGUACAGCUUCAGAUACGCCAGGUAUUACCGUGAUGAAGCUGGGAUGGAUUUCCGCACCAUGAUGAAAGCUUACGGGAUCCGCUUUCAUGUGGUCGUGAGUGGCAAGGCAGGGAAGUUCAGCAUUAUCCCCACAGUCAUAAACGUGGGCUCUGGACUGGCCAUCUUGGGUGCUGCCUCUUUCUUCUGUGACCUGAUACUCAUGUACUUAAUCAAAAGACGUCACUUCUAUCGCAACCAGAAGUACGAGAAAAUGAGGCUUCAAGAUAAAAAGUCCUCGAAGGGAAGGGAGGCCACGGUUAAGUCUGCAGAGCAGCCCACGAUGCAGGACCGACAUGGCGGCAAGAAGGAACUACUAGGUCUGUCAAGCACAGAGCAGCAGGGCAGCGGUCCGGACCCAGAACCUCUCAGUCAGCCAGCAACUCUGGAUGCCAGUAUGAUGUGGCCACAAGACAGUCUGUCAAGGUUCCUAGAUAGUACUGAAUCUUCCACUACGCUCUGAGGGGGGAAGGAUCCAGUGAUCUACAUCUCCACAGUCCCCAUUUUAUCCUGAGUGACCACAAUGCAGUCGUCUUGCUGUGCUAUCCCAGCUUAAGACAGCAUCAUUAGCACCAUUUACUCAGUCUUACUCCACCCGGCACUGUUCUGAGUUCAGUGGCUGCAGAGCUCUGCUACUCCAAGUGAGUCUGUGGACCAGCAGAACCUGCAUUGUUUGGGAGCUUUAGUUAGACAGGCACGCUCAGGUCCCUUCCAUAUUCCCCUAAACUGGAACUGGCGUUUCAACAUUCCCUGGUGGCUCUUUGUGCAUGUUCAAGUUUGAAAAAUACUGGUUUGAGAUAUGCAGAGCCCUGGGCUGGAGCAAUAGCACAGCGGGGAGGGCGUUUGCCUUGCACGCGGCUGACCCAGAUUCGAUUCCCAGCAUCCCAUAUGGUCCUCUGAGCACCGCCAGGGGUGAUUCCUGAGUGCAGAGCCAGGAGUAACCCCUGUGCAUUGCCAGGUGUGACCCAAAAAGCAAAAAAAAAAAAAAAAAAGAUAUGCAGAGCCCUGGUUCAGAGGUUGACAUCAAUUUCGAAGGCAAGCUGAUACAUAUGCCUUGAGGAGAGGACCCUUCCAACCUCUCCACCGCAACCUGUAGGAAAAUGGCACCAUGUUCAAUGUAUUAAAAUGAAAAUAUUUUUGUUCAGGUAAAAUUUAAGAUUCAAAAUUUACAGUGGGUUGGACAUUUGCCUUGUGUGCAGCUAACUUGGGUUCAAUUCCCAGUAUAUCAUUAAAGUCCUCUGAACCCGCCAGGAGUGAUCCCUGAGUGUAGACAAGGAGAAAUCCUGAACACUGCCUGACAUGGCCCUCAAACCAACUGCACUCAAAACAAUCUCACUGACCUGUUUCCUGAGGCAAUCUGUGCUACCAAUUCUAAGAGUCUCCCUUGUUUUGUUGAGAUUCCAGUGGUUGUGUCCCACCUCAGAAAAUUAACGUUUCCUGCUGUCUCUAAGUCAGAUCAUGUCUCCCAAUCAGAAAGGAUCAAAAUGGAAUAUGCUUUCAGACUGGCAUGUAGGAACCAUCUCACCAGUUCUGGUGAAACUAGAUAAGUAUGUUCCUUGGAACAAAAUUACUUAUACAGCAAGCAACUCUCUCUUGCCUGUAAUCUGUGAGCAAAUCCAGUCUUCAAUUCUAACUGAAUUUGGGUAAUGUACUGUGACAUUUCACUUUCUCACUAAAGCAAACCUCUGAAUUAUUAAAAUAUUUUUUAGGUGUUUGGGCCACACCUGGCAGUGCUCAGGGCUUACUCCUGACUAUGCUCAGGAUCACUCCUAGCUGGGCCCCAUUAAACUGAACCUCCAUAACAGAUUUAUCAAAUUAAUUUUUUAAGUCCAGAAAAGCCUUCAAGAUAGCCUCUCUACGUCAGGACCAUGCUCAGGAAAUCCACCUAAUACUACUUUUGGAUAGUAUACCUAAGUUUCCUUGGGAAGGAGGAGUUGGUCACACCUGGCAGUACUCAGGAGUGACCCCUGGAGUGCUCAGAGGAACCACAGGUGGUACCGACGAUUGAUCUGUGUCUGCUUGCAGGGCAAGUGCCUUACUUGCUGUACAAUCUCUUGGCAUUUCCUGGCUUUUAUAAAUACCCCUGUGCCUUACCUGCUAUAGUCUCUUCAGCCUUUUCCUUGCUUUUAUAAAUCCCCAUGCCUCAGUUGUUGUAAAUCUCUUUUGCCAUUUCCGUGCUUGUAUAAAUCCCACUUAUUUUUAUGAGUGGGAAACUCAUUAAUCUAGAAAACUGGCUGAAUGACAAGGGGGCUUAAAGCCUUUAAGUGUGGAAAGGAGUGUUUUUCUCUUGGAGUGUUGGUUGUCCCAUUAGGAAGAUGAGCACUUUAGCUUCUUGGGCUCUUCUGUGCUUAAUCUAAGAUUACAUGCAUUGUCAGGUCAGGCCAGGGCCUAAACAUAAGAUUUCCUACAUUUUAUUCUCCUCAUGAGUUAUUCCAUGCCUUGGAUAUAGCAUGGUGCUGACCACUGGGAUAUUUGCAAAUUAGUUACUAUCAAUUGAAUCAGCUGUGAAAGACCAAAUGCCCUAUACUGAUGCAGGAAUCAUCAGUUGCCUUUUUGAGCCAUAGCCUGCCUUCUCCACCCGUUUCCCAGGGCUGGCUGCUCCACAGGGAGAACACUGUUAAAGGGCAAUGUGACUUCCUCCAGUGCCCUGGAGGAAUUAAACUUGCAAUGUAAGUUUGCAUGAUAGGCAAGUCCCCAUUGGUUCUAACCUGCCCCCUCCAGGUAUUACAGCUUUCCUCCGAAUAUUAUAGCUAUGAUCAAGGUGUACUUUUUGGUAAAUGACCAGAACUUUUCCAUGAAAUUACUGGAAAUCUCUGUUUUCUGGUCCAGAGGUUGAAAAUCACUGCUACUAGAAACAAGAAUGUUCCUGCUCAAAAGGCAUACCUUUGUCAGCUCUUUCCCCUUAGUCCAGUACACAGAAUUAAGGGCAGGGGUUGGGUGGGAGAUGAAAGGCAGAUGGUUAAAAGAUGUCUGGGAUCUUUUCAAUUCAUGUAUUCCCUGACCUUCUCCUCCCCCCGCUUAUAUUUUGGGGGAUACAUUUGGCUUUGUUCUUAGGAGUCACUCCUAGUGGUACAGGGAUCCAAAGCAUGCACUCAGCCUAUUGAGCCAUCUCUCUGAUCUAUUUGUUUGAUUAUAAAAUAAAAUUUAUUAACUUUAAAUGUGUCUUGACUUUCCCCUUUUUAUUUUCAUGUUCACUGCUUUAAUGACAUG